Molecule: messenger RNA, 1254 nt
Organism: Cricetulus griseus (Chinese hamster)
Lineage: Eukaryota; Metazoa; Chordata; Mammalia; Rodentia; Cricetidae
Source: RefSeq, a predicted model, not a curated record
AUGUCGAAACGUGACGUCGUCCUCACCAAUGUCACUGUUGUCCAGCUACUGAGGCAGCCAUGCCCUGUUACAAGAGAACCACCACCACCACCACCUGAAUGUAAACUUGAGGAGCCACCACCCAGGGCUCCAUCGCCGCCACCACCGCCGCCGCCGCCGCCGCCUACUCAAGUCAAAGAAGAGAGGCCACUCCCUCCUCCUUCUCCUCCACCCCCUCCACCCCCUCAGCCACCCAAAAAGCCCAUGAAAGAGCUAACAGUGGGCAUCAAUGGAUUUGGACGAAUUGGCCGCCUGGUAUUGCGUGUCUGCAUGGAGAAGGGCAUUAAGGUGGUGGCUGUGAACGAUCCAUUCAUUGACCCAGAAUACAUGGUAUACAUGUUCAAAUAUGAUUCCACGCAUGGGCGAUACAAAGGGACCGUGGAGCACAAGAACGGACGGCUAGUAGUGGAUAACCUUGAGAUCAACGUGUACCAGUGCAAAGACCCCAAAGACAUCCCCUGGCGUUCUGUAGGAAGUCCCUAUGUGGUGGAGUCUACAGGUGUAUACCUGUCCAUAGAGGCAGCUUCGGCACACAUCUCAGCUGGUGCCCAGCGUGUAGUAGUCUCUGCACCCUCCCCUGACGCGCCCAUGUUGGUCAUGGGUGUGAAUGAGAAGGAAUACAACCCUGGCUCUAUGAACAUUGUCAGCAACGCAUCCUGUACCACCAACUGCCUGGCCCCCCUCGCAAAGGUUAUUCACGAACGCUUUGGGAUCGUGGAAGGGCUAAUGACCACAGUCCAUUCCUACACGGCCACUCAGAAGACAGUGGACGGGCCGUCAAAGAAGGACUGGAGAGGAGGACGAGGGGCUCACCAAAACAUCAUCCCAUCUUCCACUGGGGCUGCCAGCGCUGUAGGCAAAGUCAUCCCAGAGCUCAAAGGGAAGUUAACGGGAAUGGCAUUCCGGGUGCCAACCCCAGAUGUAUCUGUUGUGGAUCUGACGUGCCGCCUGGCCCAGCCUGCCUCCUACUCAGAUAUUAAGGAGGCUAUGAAAUCAGCAGCCAAGGGGCCUAUGGCUGGCAUCCUUGCUUACACAGAGGACCAGGUGGUCUCCACGGACUUUAUCGGCGAUCCCCAUUCGUCCAUCUUCGAUGCUAAGGCUGGCAUUGCCCUCAAUGACAACUUCGUCAAACUCGUUAGCUGGUACGACAACGAAUAUGGCUAUAGCAACCGUGUGGUCGACCUCCUCCGCUACAUGUUUAGCCGAGAGAAGUAA